AUGACUACCUCGAUUGAAAAAGGUCCUUGCUUUGGCAUGCGGCAUCUCCAAACGUUGCUGUUAUUCUUCAAUAUUAUGGUCGUGUAUUUCAGCCGCUUGAAUGUCGCUGUGUCUGUUGUGGCCAUGACAAAUGCUAAUACAACGAAUCCAAAUUUUCCGGAGUACAACUGGAAUGAGAAGCAUAAAUCAUACAUAAUCUCAAGUUUCUAUUGGGGCUAUGUAUUCACACAGCUUCCAGGUGGAUAUGUAAGUCGUCUCUUCGGCUCCAAGGUCGUCAUGUUAACAACGACUCUUUGCUCUGCCAUAUGUAGCCUUCUAACCCCGUACCUCAUAUCUUGGGGUGGUUGGCAAGCCUAUUGCGGAAUACGUAUAAUAAUGGGUCUAUCGCAAGGAGCCAUGUUUCCGGCUAUACAUCAACAUCUCGGCAUGUGGUCACCAAAGAGCGAACGCACUCUUUUAGGUACGCUCAGUCAUUCAGGCGCCGAAAUUGGCAUUAUUAUGGCCAUGGGUGUAAGUGGUCUCAUCGCUGCCAGCUCGCUGGGUUGGCCCGGCAUAUCGUACAUAUCGGGAGGCGCCUGCAUUGCUUGGUGUUUGAUUUGGCAAAUUUUUGCCUAUAAUAAUGCACCUUCUGCACGCUUUAUAACGCCUGAGGAAUGUCAAUAUAUUGAAGCGGAUCUAAAGCGUGAAGAUAAGUUCCAUGAUAAGGAGAUUCCCGUGCCAUGGUUGGCAAUCUUCACCUCUGUGCCUUUCCUCAGCUUGAUUUUAGUACGUUGUGCGCAAGCUUGGGGUCUUAAUACACUGCAAGCCCAUAUUCCAUCCUAUUUCGCUGGUGUCUUGAAUAUGAAUAUAAAGAGUAAUGCACUCUUCUCGGCACUACCCUAUAUGGCAAUGUGUAUUUUGACAUACGUUAAUCUCUUCACCGCGGAUUUUAUACUUUCCAAGCAAUUGGUAACGCUGACAGUUUUGCGUAAAGUGGUGAAUACAAUUGCAUUGUGGGUACCAGCCGCCAUGCUGAUUGGCAUCGGUUUCCUGGACGAAGAGCAAAAGACACUGGCAAUUGUGUUGAUAACUUUGAGUGUGGGCAUCAAUGGCGGUGCGACGGUAGGUAGUACGCUGAACACAAUCGAUUUAUCAUCGAAUCAUGCGGGCGUUUUGAUGGGCAUUACCAAUACGAUUGCCAACUUUGUGCCGCUCGUAACACCACUACUAGUCGGAAUCAUUGUAACGGAUGAGAAAAAUCGUUCGCUUUGGCAAAUCGUCUUCAUUAUUGCUGCGGCCAUUUUCUUUGUUGGCAACUUGAUUUUUGUUUUGGGUGGAUCUGCCGAAACGCAACCAUGGGAUGUGCCAGAUUUUUUAACGCGGCAUAAUGUUGAAGAUGCGAAUAUAAACCAUGAUAAUCAGAAGCUUACUUUAAAUGGAACAGAGUUUACGGAAAAACCACAAGUGUUGGCGAUAACCGAAGAUAACGAAAAUGAAGCAGCUGAUGAAAACGGAAGUCACGAUCACCGACUAUCGUCGAAAGGCAUAUCGAACAAAGCAUUUGAGCUGGAAGUAUCAGCGGAUUUGAAUGGAGAAGAAGCUACAUCUGAGUCAGAGCACGUAAAUGGCGAAGGCAAUAUUACGAAGCUGCAGAGGCACAAAUAA
This is a messenger RNA of Rhagoletis zephyria (snowberry fruit fly), 1644 nucleotides long. Its product is annotated as putative inorganic phosphate cotransporter. The record is from RefSeq and is a predicted model, not a curated record. Gene Ontology annotation, molecular function: transmembrane transporter activity. Gene Ontology annotation, biological process: transmembrane transport; monoatomic anion transport. NCBI's taxonomy places the organism in Eukaryota, Metazoa, Arthropoda, Insecta, Diptera, Tephritidae. Gene Ontology annotation, cellular component: membrane.